Molecule: messenger RNA, 4764 nt
Organism: Thrips palmi
Lineage: Eukaryota; Metazoa; Arthropoda; Insecta; Thysanoptera; Thripidae
Gene: fj
Product: extracellular serine/threonine protein kinase four-jointed
Exons: 1
Coding region: 415-1914 (499 amino acids)
Biological process (GO): cell-cell signaling
Source: RefSeq, a predicted model, not a curated record
ACGCUUGGAGGCGGCCGUGCAGCCACUCUCGGUCCUGCACCGUAACACGACGACACUCCAGCCUGGCGCUGUGGCGUCGCGGCCACUCGGUCCCUCGCGCUACCCGUGCCUGCAGUGUCACCCGCCGCCCCUUGGAUACAGUGUGUGUGAUUCAGUGACAUCGGCCCUAGCCGGCCCAGCCAAAGCAAACGGAUACCAGUGCUCGUGUGUGUGAAACAGGCAGGAAAGGAGGUUGAAAAAGAAGUUGGUGCGCCCGCACGCGUGUGUGUGUGAGUGUCUGCCUGGAGGCCAUGCGGCAGCGUACGUCGCUACGGCGAGUGUAGAAACGAGUUUGAGUCGUGCCCGCGUGUGUGUGCGUGAGACUGCGUGCGUGUGUGUGCGCCGUGCCCUGCCGCGAUGGGUUAACAGUGUAACAUGUGCGAGCAUCAGCGGGUGAUGCCCUUCGCCGACAGAGACAAACGUCGCACCAGCAAGACCUACCUUCUCGCGUACCGCCAACACCUGCUCGCCGCCAUCCGCUCCGUCAUGGCCUGGCACGAGCGGCGGACGUCGCCGACGUCGUACCGGAGCCUGUUCUGCUUCCUGGCGGCCUCCUUGGCCUUCGCGCUGGGGCUGGUGGUGGGCGUCAUGAUCCCCCUGUGCGUGCUGCCGAGGCACGCCGACGCUGCCAUCCUGCCCGCCGCGCGCCCCUUCAACGUGACGGCCAUCAACCACGUGCGCGCGGACGAGGACGAGGACGGUCGCCGCCAGUGGCGCGUCACCCCCAACGACAGCCGCAGCGAGCCCAGCACCACGCCGUCGCCGCCCCGCUUCCCCAGCGUGUCCUUCGUGUCGCAGUUCGCGGCGUCGCCGCCCGUGCUGGCGUCACUGUCCAACAGCAGCGUCGUCGCCAUGCUGCGCGGCGAGUCCCCCGAGGACGCCACCACGCCGCCGUCGCCGUCCUCCGCCGCGGACGCCGCCAGGGUGGUGGGCGGCAUCUACUGGGGGCAGCCCGUCGAGGACGCCAUGCCCAAGGGCUUCUCCGAGGCCGAGGUGGAGGCGUGGCGGCGGUUCACGCGCACCACGGCCAUCGUCAAGAUGGAAGAGGGCUGCGGGCGCAUGCAGAACCGCCUGCUGACGUUCGCGGAGGGCACGGCGUCGUGCUGCCGCUACCGCCAGAACACGGACCAGAUCCAGGGCGAGCUCUUCAGCUUCUUCCUGGGCCACCUGCUGGGGCUGCGCAACCUGGCGCCGUCCACGCUGUCCGUGGUGCGGACGCGGGACCCCCGCUGGGGGCAGGUCCGCGACCGCGUCACCGUGGCCGAGUGGGCCGAGGACAAGCCCGUGGUGCUGACGCGGUUCGUGCCCUCGCUGCAGCCGGCGCACAUCCCCAAGGCCCUGCGCGGGCCCAACCGCCGCCUGCACCCGCCGGACGUGGAGGGCGACAUGGCCGGGCUGACCGAGUUGGCGCAGUGGUCCGACCUGGUCGUGUUCGACUACCUGACCGCCAACCUGGACCGCGUGGUCAACAACCUCUACAACCAGCAGUGGAACAAGGGCAUGAUGGACGCCCCCGCGCACAACUUGGCUCGCGACCCCAACACGGGGCUGCUCGUGUUCCUGGACAACGAGAGCGGCCUGCUGCACGGCUACAGGCUGCUGCGCAAGUACGAGAACUACCACCGCCUGCUGCUGGACCAGCUGUGCGUGUUCCGGCGGCCGACCGUGGACGCCUUGCGGCGACUGCACCGCGGUGGCGACGUCGGCGACCUGCUGCACGAGGCCUUCUACCGCGCCGAGCCCAAGGGCAGGGAUGUGCUGCCCGGGCUGCCCACCCGCAAUGUCAAGGUGCUCAAGGAGCGCAUCGCCCUGGUGCUGGGCCAGGUGGAGCGCUGCGAGGCGCGUUACGGUGACAGGACUCGCACAUCAGCGUGACGACCGCGCCACGCCACGCCCCCCACGCGACCGUCUCCCUCGCACCCUCGGCCGGCCAGCCUGGGCCAGCCUUAGCCGGCCUGUGAGGCCUGUGGGUGUGACAGAGACGGAUGGCGGCCGUAGACAGCUAGAAUGGGCGCUCCUACACGUGUGACACCCCCACCAAUCGACCAGGUAUAGAAGCCAUUCGAGUCAUCGUCCCUUCGCCCUUUCUGCCAUCAAAAUUCAGCAGGGUAUCACCAUAUAUGUGGGUCGUCAUACCCAGGGACCGUCAGGGACCCGAAGGGGCAAGGGGGCGGAGGGGCGGGCGGACGGCCGGGCCGACAGACAGUCUGACAUGGGCCGGCAGGGCCGGCAGGGCCGGCAGGGCAGGUCCGUCAGGGCAGCCUACAAGCCCGGGCCAACACAUUCCUAAGCCUCUGAGGGCCCGUCCCACAUGGUCCCAGUGCCAAUCUCAAAGAAAAGUUAUGUACUUUUGUUUCAUUUUACGGUCAUAUAGAAAUGCCGGUUUUUGCUUUUAAAUGACAUUUUUCUCUUUUCGAUCCCGCCGUUCCGCUGGUUGUGUUUGCAUCACUGGACCGGCUGCAGGACUGUUAAAAUUUUUAAACGAGCCUGGAGUGGUAGCCCUGCCCUGUGGAUAGAUCGGCUGGACGAUAGACCGACAGCCGGGCAGUUCGUCCACCAGACAGACGAUAACUAACGACCAUCAACUGUAUUCUGUGCUUGUAUUUUCAAACGGUUUCAAGUUUUUUCUCUUUCUUUUUGAUCAUGCCCGCUGCCUUUGUUUGGAAAGAAUGUAAUUUCCCCGUCGAUUUUCACUCUCUGCAUUAUAAAAUUGAUUUCGAGACACACAGCUGGCUCCAGCAGGCGUUCAAGCUUGGAAAUUCGGUAGUCAUUUAUUUUGGAGACGGCGGACAUAACUUGUUGUUGUGCCACACCGCAGCUCUGAAAUAAAACGAAUGCACACCGUGGAAGCUUGAUCGUGUCUUCUUUGCAUCAAUUUUCUCGCUGUUGCGUGUUCUCAAAGCGCACGCACGGUUCCAUGCUGGCAAUGUAGCAUUUCAUGUAUGGUCAGGACAGUCGUAACUUCUGCCUGCUUACGGCCUUUUUUAUUCUCUUGUUCCUUGAUAAUGCAUUGUUUUCCCGAGUUUCGCCGUCUUUCCCCUUCUGCCCGGUAAUAUGAUCUGUUGUCGUGGAAAUUAAGAGCGCUCUUUUACUGUCAUGGGUCAUAAAACUGUGAUUCGAACUCAACUCGGAGACCUGUUCCAAUUCUCGGGUUAGUCGCAUCUUGCAUGUUCUGCGGCAUCGUACUAAAGGAUGCAUGUCAUUGAGGAAUUCAUUACAGAUUUCUCGUGGCAUGUGUCAUUUUCUUUAUGGCUGAGGUUGUCAGUCAGUUCGCUUUCAAAAAGUGUGCACCGAAAUAAUUUAAAACACGCCACAAAGUCUCUUGUUUUGACUGAAAAAUGUGGCAUGUGCCAGUACCUGCUUUUAUGAUGCUUGGAACCUGUCAUCUUGAGUGUUUUUGAGUUGAGACCCUUGUUAGCCUAAACGUGAUUUUUCAUUGAAUCACUCCUUUAGUCAUUGUGAUUUUUUGUGAUGUUCCAAUUAUAUGUAUGUUGUUUGUAUUUAUUUGUACACUGUUGUAAAUCUCGUGUGUAUUUCUUGUACAGUUGCUAUUUAUUUACUACAGAAAGAUUCAUCUUCUGCCGUUGUAUGACAAACCAUGCAGUAGAAUGAUUCAAAUUGUAUUUUUUGAUGUGUCCCUGAACAAGCAGAAAUGUUUGUUUUGUGGUGUAAACUGGGUUGCAAUGCAAAAUUUCGCACGUGACCCCGAGGUAUCCGUAUCUACCUGCAGACUUAUUUAUUUUAUGUGAUAUUAAAUUAGAAUUGAAUCUUGUAGAUAUGUUGUUAUGUAUAUUUUUUUAGAGUAAUCGAGGAAUAGUAUUUAUUUGUGACGAAGGCAAUUCAUUUUAUCGAAACUUUGUGUACCACGUAGGAACCCUCUCCAUGAAUGCAAAUUAAAGGAUUCUAGUACAGGGCUACUUUUUUUCUCGAAGACCCGAUUUGUGAGAAAUCUUUGGCCCUCGACCGACCAAUGACACCAUAAACGAGACCUAACUCUAGGAAUUCUUAAGGACCUCUUAGGAUCAGUAGUUUCAGAUUCUAUAGGCUGACCGGACGACAUAAUAAAACGUCCCGAAAGAAAAGAAAGCUCAGUAGUUGUGCGUGUGUGCGUGUGUGUGCUGUACUUCUCUUUUUCUGUCAUUUCGGUUUUAAGUUCGUUUGAUCAGUGCGCCAUGCAUUCACUUUUGUCAUGUACAAAAUAGAGAGUAAUCAGCGUUUCUGUUGUCAAAUUUCUCACAAAUCCAUUAUGAUGCUAGUCGGUAUGAUUCAUGUUUUAUUUCCACAUUGUCAUCAUGAGGUCCAACGAAAUGUUUUGUGCAAGUUAAUGUUUAUUUCUGUCUGUUUGAAAAUUCGUUCUUGUUAUGUGCACUGAUUUUGUUGUCAUUCUUUUGUUAUGUUAUUGCCAUGUUUUUUGCCUUCAGUGUAUCAGUCUAUAAUUGAAUGGUUUCUUUUGAUGACGUCAGCUCAUCUUAUAGUAUUACGUUGGCUCGGCGUUGAGUUUUCACUGCAUCAUUAUCAAGAUUUUAAAAUUGUACAUACGAAUUUCUGUAAAAAGAGGCCUGUAAAUGUGUUAUGGUGUGGCUGGAAAUGCGCACCCGACGUAAUGCUGUAAGACGAGCAUAUAUGUGUAUCAGUUUUUAUUGAAUGAAUUGUUUUGUGGUAUGUGAAAUGUCUUCAGUCAAUAUCCAAAGAGAAUGGAAAAAAAUAAAAGCAUUUUAAUUGAAA